Scomber japonicus (chub mackerel) is the source of this 1062-nucleotide messenger RNA. RefSeq names its product wingless-type MMTV integration site family, member 7Bb (gene wnt7bb). Gene Ontology annotation, cellular component: extracellular region. The transcript has 4 exons. The record is from RefSeq and is a predicted model, not a curated record. Gene Ontology annotation, molecular function: cytokine activity; frizzled binding. Bases 1 to 1062 code for a protein of 353 amino acids. Gene Ontology annotation, biological process: cell fate commitment; multicellular organism development; canonical Wnt signaling pathway. NCBI's taxonomy places the organism in Eukaryota, Metazoa, Chordata, Actinopteri, Scombriformes, Scombridae.
AUGAUCAUCUUCUCGUCGCGCAGUGUACUGCUGUCAGUCUACUAUCCACAGAUCUUCCUGAUCCUGACGAGUGGCAGCUACCUGGCCCUGUCCUCGGUGGUGGCUCUGGGUGCCAACAUCAUCUGCAACAAGAUUCCCGGGCUGGCACCUCGCCAGCGGGCCAUCUGCCAGAGCCGCCCGGACGCCAUCAUUGUUGUGGGCGAAGGUGCCCAGAUGGGCAUCAAUGAAUGUCAAUAUCAGUUCCGAUAUGGACGGUGGAACUGUUCGGCGCUAGGAGAAAGGACAGUCUUCGGUCAGGAGCUGCGAGUAGGCAGUCGGGAAGCAGCGUUCACGUACGCCAUCACAGCGGCAGGGGUGGCUCACGCUAUCACAGCGGCAUGCAGUCAGGGCAACCUGAGCCAGUGUGGCUGCGAUAGGGAGAAGCAGGGGUAUUACAAUCAGGAGGAAGGCUGGAAGUGGGGAGGCUGCUCGGCUGACAUCAAGUACGGCAUUGAGUUCUCUCGCCGAUUUGUGGAUGCCCGCGAGAUUAAAAAGACCCCACGCCGCCUGAUGAACUUGCAUAACAAUGAGGCAGGAAGAAAGGUUUUAGAAGAAAGGAUGAAGCUGGAGUGCAAGUGCCACGGCGUCUCAGGUUCCUGCACCACCAAGACCUGUUGGACUACACUUCCCAAAUUCCGUGAGAUUGGCUACGUACUCAAGGACAAGUACAAUGAAGCUGUGCAUGUGGAGGUAGUCCGGGCUAGCCGACUGCGACAGCCCACCCACCUCAAGGUGAAGCAGACUCAGGGCUACCGCAAGCCCAUGGAGACAGACCUCGUCUACAUCGAGAGGUCGCCCAACUACUGCGAGGAGGACGCAGCCACGGGGAGCGUGGGCACACAGGGACGCCUGUGCAACCGCACCUCGCCACAUACAGAUGGCUGCGACCUCAUGUGCUGCGGUCGGGGCUACAAUACACACCAGUACACCAAAGUGUGGCAGUGCAAUUGUAAGUUCCAAUGGUGCUGCUUCGUCAAGUGCAACACAUGCAGUGAGAGGACGGAGGUGUUUACCUGCAAAUAA